UUUCACGAAGUUUCCGGUGUUGUGUAUGUUCCUGGAAACAUGGCGGUCAGCAUCCGCGGCCGUCCGAUCCGAAGUCUUCGGAUGCGAGGUCGGAAUGACAGUGGGGAAGAGAACGUACCGCUCGAUCUGACCAGAGAACCCUCUGACAACUUGCGUGAAAUUCUUCAAAAUGUUGCCAAGCCACAUGGCGUCACCAACAUGCGGAAACUGGGCCACCUGAACAAUUUCAUAAAGCUGCUAAUCAGCAUUGGCCACUGCGAGGAGAAGUUUGGGUUUACAUAUGAAGAAAUCAUCAUCUGCCUGCGGUUAGCCCUGCUGAAUGAGGCCAAGGAGGUGCGUGCUGCAGGCCUGAGGGUUCUGAGGUACCUCAUCAGAGACAGCAAUGUGCUGCAAAAGGUCCUCAGAUUGCAGGUGGACUACUUGAUUGCCAGGUGCAUUGACAUCCAGCAGAGCAAUGAGGGGGAGAGGACUCAGGCCCUCCGACUGGUCAGAAAGAUGAUCACAGUGAACGCUCUGCUGUUCCCCAGUUCUGUCACCAACUCUCUGAUCGCUGUGGGAACAGACGGGCUGCAGGAGAGGGACCGCAUGGUGCGCGCUGCCAUUGCCAUCGUCUGCGAACUUGCGUUGAAGAACCCAGAGGUAGUGGCCAAUAGGGGGGGUCUCAGCACCAUAUUAAAGAGUGUGAUCGACUGUCAGCUGAGCCGCAUCAAUGAGGCUCUGAUCACCACCAUCCUCCACCUGCUCAACCAUCCACACACCAGGCAAUAUGUACGCAAUGAUGUGGAGCUGGAGCAAAUCCUAGCACCUUUCACAGACUUCCACUACCGUCACAAUGCAGACACGUCAGAGAUCCAGCUCAAGGAGGACCGCGAUGCUCGUUUCCUGUCCAGCAGGAUGGCUAUAGUAGCUGCCUUCCGCUCCUGGUCUGGGAUCAUUAACCUCUGUAGGGCCGGGAACUCUGGGAUCCAAUCCCUUAUUGGUCUGCUGUCUAUACCAAAUGUGGAAGUGAGGAAAGGUUUGAUGGAGGUAUUGUAUGAGAUAUUUAGGAUACCUCUCCCCAUUGUAACCCAGGACUUUACGGAAGCACUUCUCAGCGUGGACCCCAGUAGGUGCCAGGACAGCUGGAGACUGUCUGAUGGCUUUGUGGCUGCGGAGGCUAAAGUCCUCCUGCCUCAUCGAGCCAGGUCCAGGCCUGACCUGAUGGAUAACUACCUGGCUUUGGUACUGGCUGCCUUCAUCUCCAGUUGCCUGCUAGAGGGUCUGGUAGAAGUUGUGACCAGCAGUGAGGACCAGAUAUCAGUGAGAGCCACCAUCCUACUGGGAGAACUGCUACACAUGGCCAACACCAUCCUCCCUCACUCCCACAGUCACCACCUGCACUGUCUACCCACCCUUAUCAACAUGGCUGCCUCUUUUGACAUCCCCAAGGAGAAACGCCUACGGGCGAGUGCGGCAGUCAACCACUUGAAGCGUUUCCAUGACAAGAAGAAACAAGGACCCAAACCCCAUAGUCUGUAUCUGGACCACAUUGUCCGCAAGUCUGUGUCUGCACACCACCGGAGAGAGACACACACACGCGUACACAGAGACAUCUAUGCUAUUAAGGACACGGAGGAAGCCCUGAUGUUGAACCUGAGAGACAGUCAGAUCCUUAACCACAAACAGAACCUUGACUGGAACUGGCUCCUCAUCGCAACUAUCCUCAAGUGGCCUAACGUUAACCUCAGGAACAACAAAGAUGAACAGAUGCACAAGUUUGUACGGAGACUGCUGUACUUCUAUAAGCCCAGCAGUAAGCUGUAUGCAGGGCUGGAGCUGGACCAUCCUAAAGCCAGACAGCUCACUGUGGUGGGAUGCCAGUUCAUCGAGUUCCUCAUAGAGUCUGAUGAGGAUGGCCAGGCGUACCUGGAGGAGCUGGUGAAGGACAUGGUGGCUUGGCUGUCCUUGUCCUCUGGUCUGAAGCCAGACCGCUGUCUCCAGAGCAACGGGCUGCUCACCACCCUCAGCCAGCACUACUUCUUGUUCCUGGGGACCCUCUCGGCCCACCCACACGGGGUUAAACUGCUGGAGAAGUGCGGCCUCUUUCAGAGUCUGCUGAACCUGUGCUCUGUGAAGAAUCAGGACGCUGUGUUGAAGCUGGCUGUGUCUACUCUGGACUACAGCACAGAUGGACUGGCCAGAGUCAUCCUCUCCAAGAUCCUCACUGCUGCCACUGAUACGUGCAGGCUGUAUGCCACCAAGCACCUGCGUGUGUUGCUGAGGGCAGGGGUGGAGUUCUUCAGUAACUGGGGCAUGGAGCUGCUGGUCACCCAGCUGCACGACCACAGCAAGGCAGUCUCCAUGGAAGCCCUGGACAUACUGGACGAGGCCUGCGAGGACAAGGCUAACCUCCAUGCUCUGAUCCAACUCAAACCAGCUCUGACCCACCUGGGAGACAAGGGCCUUCUGCUGCUCCUCAGGUUUCUGUCUAUUCCUAAGGGCUUCUCCUACCUCAAUGAGAGGGGUUACGUCAGCAAACAGUUGGACAGAUGGCAAAAGGAGUACAACCUGAAGUAUGUAGAUCUGAUUGAGGAGCAGUUGAAUGAAGCGUUAACUACAUACCGGAAACCUGUGGACGGAGACAACUACGUCAGACGCAGCAACCAAAGGUUACAGAGACCAAAUGUUUAUCUUCCUGUGCACUUGUAUGGUCAGCUAGUCCAUGAUAAGACAGGCUGCCACCUACUAGAGACUCAGAGCGUGGUCCCUGACCUCAGCUACACGGUUCGCUCCCCGAUGCUGGACACCUGGGAGGGCAUCAAACAGCUGAAGGCAGCCCUCUGGGCUCUGGGUAACAUUGGGUCAUCAAACUGGGGUCUGAACCUGCUUCAGGAGGAGAACGUCAUCCCUGACAUCCUGGCCUUGGCACAACACUGUGAGGUCCUGUCCGUACGGGGAACGUGCGUGUACGUCGUUGGCGUGAUCUCCAAGACGCGGCAGGGCUGUGAAGUGUUGAAACAGUAUGGCUGGGACACAGUCAGACACAGUCGCCAGACACUGUGGCCCGUCACCCCAGACGAGGUGGACAAACCGAUGACCUCUAAACUUUCCUCCGUACCGAGCACGCUCAGUCUCAACUCCGAGUCCACCAGCUCCCGACACAAUAGCGAGAGCGAGUCCCAACCCAACAUGUACAUCCUGGAUGAUGACAAGUCUGAGAUGUUGGACCAAUCAGACGACGCCUCCCUCUACCUGCGUUCCAAACCCAUGAAGGACCGCAGCCCCUUCACCAUCCUGGCCUCCACCCGUUUUGUACGCAACCGCUUCCUCAACUCCCUGUCGCUCCCCAGCAAGAAGUUGCGCUCCACCAGCGACCCCAAGUCAAUGGGGGGCAGCCGCACCCCCACCGAGCCCAAACUGGGAGGGCUGAGGAGGAACAGGACGGUAACGGAGCCCUCCAUCUACUCCUCGUCGCCAGGCGAUGUGUUUACGUCUGUGUUCAAUGGGAGAGGCAUGCCCAAGAGUCCCACAGUCAGCCUGGAAACCUCCUUUGUGGGGAUCAGGGACUCUGUGGGGGGGUCUGUGGAGCAGCUGGGAGAGGGGAGGCUAUCCCGGGCUGGUGGAGGGGGGUCUGGGCUGGGGGGUCCUGGAGAGCCCCCGUCCAGGGAGCAGAGUAGCCGGGAACGUCUAGCGGGAGAUGGGGGAGGGACUCAGUUUAAAAGCCGCAGUCAGAGCUUCAACACAGACACCACCACAAGCGGCAUCAGCUCCAUGAGCUCCAGCCCCUCCCGCGAGACUGUGGGAAACCCUGAGCAUCCCGAGCCAGACUCGUCGGACUGUGUCAGCCUCAACACAGUGGUCUCGGCUAAGACGGUCAAAACGCUGUAUACCCUCGCCCCAACCCAGGCCCACACCAACCACCUGCCUCUCUCCAAGUCUAACUCUGUCUCCCUGGUCCCCCCUGGCUCCUCACACACCCUCCCCCGCAGAGCCCAGAGCCUCAAGUCUCCCUCGGUGGCGGCCAUUAAGAGCCUUGCAGACUGCAGUUUCAUGUACACCAGCCCGCGGGAUGCACUAGGCUAUGCUACUCUGAAGAGGCUGCAGCAGCAGAGGAUCCACCCGUCUCUGUCUCAUAGUGAGUCGUUAGCGUCGCCCGCUAAAGACGUGCUCUUCACUGACACUAUCACUAUGAAGACCGGUAGUCUGGACUCGAGGCUGACGCCGCGCAGCUCAGCUUGGGCUCCUGAAGGGUUCUUCCCCACAGCCCAGUCUUGGUCGGUAGACAGAGAGAGGCAGACUGAGGUGGAGUAUCUCAGGUUGUCUGCUAAGAGAGUGAGCUGUCCAGCCCCCCGCCCCUCUGAUGCCCACCGCAGGCCAUCCAGAGCCUACGUCCCUCGGUUGUCUGCUAAGAGGGUCAGCUGUCCAGCUGUCCAGCCACUCCGCAGGAUGUCCAUCUCUAUGCCUUGGUUUCUGAAGGCGUUGAGUUUUGCGUCUCUGGACAAGGAGGAUCUGCUGAGCCCCAUCAACCAGAUCACUCUGCAGCGUUGCUCGUCGGUGCGCUCCAUGGUGUCCAGCGCCACCUACGGCUGUAACGACGACUACGUGGGCCUGGCGCUGCCCAUGGACAUCAACGACAUGUUCUACAUCCGAGACACGCCCUACUUCCAACAGAGGACUAGCCCGCCCGCCGACGAGAAGUGUCCGUUCUACUUUGGAGACUCAGACAGUGACGGUGGUCGUCCCUAUCCUCCUAUCCCACUGCUGAAGCAGCAGUUCAGUAUCUCAGAGCUGAUGGCCAGCAGAGAGAACAACCAGAACCAUAUCCUGGGUCCAGAGGAGACGGGUCUACAGGAACACACUGACGACAACUGUCUCUACUGCGUAGGAGCUACUGUACUGGGCUACCCCACACAGCCUCAGAUCAACAACGCACACACACGCACUGACUACAUAGACUUUCAGUGGUCGAGUCAGACCAGCCAUCGUCUGGAGGUGAUGCCUCAGUCCAAGUUCUCUGGCGUCUCCGGCUGCAGCGACGCUGCUGUGUCACAGGGAUCCGUCUGCAGCACACCUACUCCUGCUGACAUAGUGCUAGGUGGCAAGGCAAUAUCUGAAGACGGCCCGGCCUGUCGGGUCCUGCUGAGGAAGGAGGUGCUUCGCCUCGUCAUCAACCUCAGCUCUUCUGUAGGAACCAAGGGCCACGAGACAGGACUACUGACGAUAAAAGAGAAGUUUCCCUAUGCGUUUGAUGAUAUCUGUUUGUACUCUGAGGUGUCUCACCUGCUGGCCCACUGUAUGUUCCGCCUGCCCUCUCGACGCUUCAUACAGGAACUCUUUCAGGACGUACACUUCAUACCGAUGUACGAGGAAGCAGAAGCGAUCCUGUCGAAGCCACCAAAGCCCGUCGGAGUGGAUAUAGACCCUCCCACGAAGUUCUGACUUUCCUCAUCUCUGUCCUCCCCUCCCUGUUGAGACGCUGCUUUCCCUCCAACCCUCACAUAGAGAUACAGAGAGCAACAUAGUGAAAAAAGGGAGGGAUGGAGAGAAAGGAUAAAAGAGAAGAGGGGAGAAGUUUUGCUGAAGUUCAAGAUGGAGGGAGCAUGGGUGAGAGAAGGAAGGGAUCAUGGAUGUUAAAGAAUGAGUGUGAAAGGGUUGUCUCCCUCCGGUUGCUGGAGAAAGAGGAGAUGGACUAUCUGAACAAAUGAAACCUAACACGUCUAGUUUUGUUCCUGCCUAUGGCCAACAGGGGGAGCAGUUUUACCAAAUGCUGUUUUCAGACGGAUGUACAAGCCUGACCAACUGACAUGACAGGAGACACAUCAACUACUUAACACAUCACACUUAACCUAAACACAAGCUGGAUGAAAUAUGACUAAGUCUUGAAAAAUGUGAUCUUGCUCUGGUGUAUGCUGAUAUGAAAUGAAAAGGGCAUGUUCAGUCCAUCCUAGUCAGUGCUGGACUCAUCCUCUUCUCCCUCAUAAUGGAAACACUACAGAAGGUUCUAGAAGCCUCCCUCAUAGUUAUACCCUCAGUCUGUUUCUGCUAGAGAUGGUUGUGCUGUGAUCUCAUAAGUUUAUUAUUUCCAACUCCGCUUAUGAUCAAAAUACAUUUUUCUAUUUAUGUCUAUAGACUGUCAGACAAUCAAACAUCAGUAGUGUAUUGUAAAAAAGAAAAAAUGUUUAGCCAUCACACUCUUUUCCCAUCUGGACACAUAGAACAUAACUGCUGUGGCUUGCUGUCUGUCACCCUUUCUGUAUUCCUCUAUCUCUGACCCUGGUUUGGAAGGACACUGCCUCUGACAGUGGCAACAGCCGGGUUCUCUCACCUUUUCAUUGGUUCUCUUUAUGGAGGUUGUCAGAAACCCUACCUCCGUGCUUCGCUCUCACUGCAUGUACAAACGGCAUGUCAAAACUGUAAUAUUAGAUCAUUGUCACUGUUUCUGAAAAGUGUUAAUUUAUUUCUUCCAAAUGCUUCUAAUAGUUUCAUUGUCUUAAAUCAUAAUAGGUUGCCAUCACUUGUUUGCAAGCUGGGGAAAGUAAUGGUCCCUAAGUUGUUUUCACAAUGCAGAUAUUGCUGUCUAUCAUUGGCUGAGAUGAGAGGACAGGGUGACUUGAUCAUUUAUGGAUUGCUGUAAGGUUUCCAUGGGAACAGGUUUCUGUUUCUAUUGGUUAGUUUUGCUAUUAUGCUGCUACACAAGUGGACUCCUAGGGUGAUUUAUAGGUCUGCUGAGUGAUGUCAGAUCUAUUUAUUGUAUCUGUACCAUAGCAGAGUGACUGAGAUGAGAAGAGUUAUUUAUAUAUUUUUUUCCUUGAGACUGUAUUAUAAUUUAAAGAUUUUUCUUUUGUGUUUUUUUUGCUUGAAUCGUGGUUUCCCUUGUAUAAUGUGUACAGUGUGUUUUGGGGCAUUGCUGACCUAAAGAAGCAUACAAUCUUAUUAAAGGGAUACAUUGUUAAUAAAUUAAAAAAAAAAAAUCUUGAACUACA
Messenger RNA from Salmo salar (Atlantic salmon), 6962 nucleotides. NCBI's taxonomy places the organism in Eukaryota, Metazoa, Chordata, Actinopteri, Salmoniformes, Salmonidae. The record is from RefSeq and is a predicted model, not a curated record.